UCAGCAGCAAGUCGACAUGGAGGUCACAGCUCUGUGCAUCAGACUGAUGAUGAACGUGAUGGUUGUGCAUGUUCACCUCAGUUACUCUCACAGAGCAGUUUUUCCUCAGGUUGUUCCAAACAGACUCCAGUUCUUUGAAUACGAGUCCAUCGUGAUCAGCUGUGAGGGACUGGAGGGGCUGUCUGGGUGGAGAGUGAUGAGGAAGCUCAUGGGAGUCAGUACAAUCUGUGCAUCCAGCUGGGAGACGUACACCGAAGCCUGCACCAUCAAAAACGCCUUCGCAGCAGAGAGUGGAGAAUACUGGUGUGAAGCUGCAGGGAGGAGGACAGGCGACGCUGUCAACAUCACUGUCACUGCUGGUUCUGUGAUCCUGGAGAGUCCUGUUCUUCCUGUGAUGGAGGGAGAUGAUGUGACUCUGAGCUGCAGAAAAAAGGCAACGUCUUCCAACCUCACAGCUGAUUUCUAUAAAGACGGACUCUUCCUGGGCAGCAGCUCCACAGGAGAGAUGAUCAUCCCCAGUGUCUCCAGGUCUGAUGAAGGACUGUACAGGUGUAACAUCUCUGGAUCUGGAGAAUCACCUCAGAGCAGACUGACUGUCAGAGGUAGUUCAGCUGGUCCUGUGAUCCUGGGGAGUCCUGAUCCUCCUGUGGUUGAGGGAGACACUCUGACUCUGCAGUGCAGAAAGAAAACCUCCUCCAGCCUCACAGCUGAUCAUAAAGACGACCUCAGCGAAGGGAGCGACUCUGUAGGAGACCUGAUCAUCCACAGUGUGUCCAGGUCUGAUGAAGGACUGUACAGGUGCAGCAUCUCUGGAUCUGGAGAAUCAGCAGAGAGCAGACUGACUGUCAGAGUCUCGCAGAGAGACCCUGAUCCUUCCUGUGACUGCUCUCCUCAUGGCUUCAUGCUGCUGCGGAUCUUCAGCACCAUUUUACUGAUGGCUCUGGGGCUGGUGGUGGGACUCCUUCACCGUCAGAAACCCAAAGGUGUGUCGACCUCUGCUUCCUUCCACCCCGCCCCCUCUCCUCAAACACCUGAGGAGCGUCAGCCUCCCGUCAGUGUGUCGUGUGAUGUUACCAGUCAGCAGCAAGACAACAUGGAGGUCACAGCUCUCUGCGUCACAGUGUUGAUUAAUGUGUCGUUAGUGCUCAUCGAACACAUUCACUGCAGUUACUCUCAGAGAGCUGUUGUAGGUUUCCCUCUGGUUGUUCCAAACACACAGCAGCUCUUUGAAUAUGAGCCCAUUACUGUCAGCUGUGAGGGACUGGAGGGACUGACUGGGUGGAGAGUGAUGAAGAAGAUCAUGGGAGUCAAUACAAUAUGUGCAUCUACCUGGGAGGACUCAACGAGACCCUGCAGCAUUAAAACUGCCUUUUCAGCAGACAGUGGAGAAUACUGGUGUGAAGCUGGAGGCAGGCGAACCAACGUGGUCAACAUCACUGUUACUGGUGGGACAGUGAUCCUGGAGAGUCCUGCCGUCCCUGUAACAGAGGGACAAAAUCUGACUCUGCGCUGUAGGAGGAAGACGACGUCCUUCAACCUCACAGCUGACUUCUAUAAAGACAGCAUCCAUAUGAAGACGGGUUAUGAAGGACAGCUGAUCAUCCCCAGUGUUUCCAAGUCUGAUGAAGGACUGUACAAGUGCAGCAUCUCUGGAUCUGGAGAAUCAGCAGAGAGCAGACUGACUGUCAGAGUAAAAACCUCAAGCAGUCGUUCCUCCUUCCAUCCCUCCUCACCUCCACAACCAGAUAAGGAAGAAUCCCAAACUACUGCUUGUUACUAUACCUUGAACCUGGGUAAGCCUUUAUGA
This is a messenger RNA of Lates calcarifer (barramundi perch), 1807 nucleotides long. Its product is annotated as obscurin. The record is from RefSeq and is a predicted model, not a curated record. NCBI's taxonomy places the organism in Eukaryota, Metazoa, Chordata, Actinopteri, Centropomidae. Gene Ontology annotation, biological process: cell surface receptor signaling pathway. The transcript is spliced from 13 exons. The coding region runs from base 17 to 1807 and encodes 596 amino acids. Gene Ontology annotation, molecular function: transmembrane signaling receptor activity.